AUGGACGUGCUGAAGUCUCUGGGGCACCCGGAGGAGCUGCUCAACUUGUUCAAAUUCAAGAUGGGCGGCUGCAGCGCUGUUAUGCCGAAGUUGGAUUAUGAGUCUAUGAGUGACAGUCUGCGGACCUGCUACGUGUACCUGAACCAAACCAGUCGGAGUUUUGCUGCUGUCAUCCAGGCUUUGGACGGAGAGCUGAGACAUGCGGUGUGCAUCUUCUACCUGGUGCUGCGAGCCCUGGACACAGUGGAGGACGACAUGACCAUCUCUCUGGAGAAGAAGGUCCCCAUGUUGAAUAACUUCCACACGUACCUGUACCAAGAUGAGUGGUGCUUCACUGAGAGCCAGGAGAAGGACCGACAGGUCCUGGAGGAUUUCCCCACUAUAUCACUGGAGUUCAGAAACCUCGCUCAGGAGUACCGAGAGGUCAUCUCUGAUAUCUGCCAGAGAAUGGGAGUGGGAAUGGCUGAGUUUUUGGAGAAGAAAGUUGGAUCCAUGAAAGAGUGGGACCAGUACUGUCACUAUGUGGCCGGGUUGGUGGGCAUCGGCCUGUCGCAGCUGUUCUCGGCCUCUCAGCUUGAGGACCUUGAAGUGGGACAAGACACUGAUCUGGCCAAUUCUAUGGGGCUGUUUCUACAAAAAACCAAUAUCAUUCGGGAUUAUCUGGAGGACACUCGAGAUGGACGUGCUUUCUGGCCCAAAGAGGCAUGGAGCCAGUUUGCAGAGCAUCUUGAGGACUUUUCACAACCAGAGAAGCUGGAGUCUGCUCUGUACUGUCUCAACUUUUUAGUGACAGAUGCUCUUCGUCACGUCCCAGACGUCCUCAAAUACUUGUCCCGUCUACGCAACCAAAGUGUAUUUAACUUCUGUGCAAUUCCACAGGUGAUGGCAAUCGCAACAUUAUCAGCAUGCUACAACAACCCCAUGGUGUUCCAAGGAGUUGUAAAAAUAAGAAAAGGACAAGCAGUGACUCUAAUGAUGGAAGCCACCAACAUGAGAGCGGUGCAGCUCAUCAUCACCCAGUACAGCCAAGAGAUUUUGCAGAAAGUGUCGCUCACAGAUCCAUCCCGGGUCAAGACUCUGCAGGCCCUCGCUGCCAUCAGAGAACGCUCCCAGUUCAGCUACGUCUCCAGGAACCAUCUAUCCCCCAUGUACCUGUCUGCUGCUAUGCUCCUUGCUGCCCUCAGCUGGCAGUACCUCAGUACUACAGCAGCUCAGGCCCAAGGCACAGGAGACGACACACAGUCACAUCUCAAUCAUUCCAGAGUCUCACACUCAGACAGGAUGAAUCGUGCUCUGUCUCUGCUGUUAGUGGCUCUUUGUCUGACCUGGACUCGUGCUCAUCCAGUCUCCCCGGUAGAGAUUGUAGAUUUUGUGAACAAAGCCAACACUACAUGGAGAGCUGGACAUAACUUUCAAAAUGCAGAUGCUUCUUAUAUUAAGGCUUUAUGUGGGACUGUGAUGAACGGACCAAAGUUGCCACUGGUAUUUCACAAAACAGAGAAUAUAAGACUCCCAGACACUUUUGACGCUCGUGAGCAGUGGCCAAACUGUCCCACCAUCGGACAGAUUCGAGACCAAGGCAACUGUGGGUCCUGCUGGGCCUUUGGGGCAGUGGAAGCCAUAUCUGAUCGUAUCUGCAUCACCAGUGGCGGGAAGGUGACGGUGCAGAUUUCAGCAGAGGAUCUCCUGACUUGCUGUGCCGAGUGUGGGAUGGGCUGUUUUGGUGGCUAUCCCUCCACUGCUUGGGAAUUCUGGGCACGGCAAGGACUGGUCACUGGGGGCUUAUAUAACUCCAAAGUGGGUUGUCGCCCGUACACUAUUGCCCCAUGUGAGCAUCAUGUAAACGGCACUCGGCCUCCAUGCCAAGGUGAGACAAAGACCCCCAAGUGUACGGCCCAGUGCAUUGAUGGAUACUCACCCUCCUAUCCCAAGGACAAAUACUUUGGUGGACACACAUACAGCGUCCCCAGCAGCGAGGACCAAAUCAAAACUGAAGUGUUCAAGAACGGACCAGUGGAGGCCGCCUUUUAUGUCUACGCUGACUUUCUCCAGUACAAGUCUGGUGUGUACCAGCACGUAACAGGAGACAUGCUCGGUGGUCACGCUGUCAAAGUGCUGGGCUGGGGAGUGGAAGAAGGCACACCAUACUGGCUGGUGGCCAACUCCUGGAAUGGGGAUUGGGGUGAUAAAGGUUACUUCAAGAUCAAACGUGGAAAUGAUGAAUGUGGAAUUGAGUCUGAGAUGGUUGCAGGCCUGCCAAAGUAG
Messenger RNA from Knipowitschia caucasica, 2265 nucleotides. NCBI's taxonomy places the organism in Eukaryota, Metazoa, Chordata, Actinopteri, Gobiiformes, Gobiidae. The record is from the annotation of a GenBank genome assembly.